AUGUUUAAGUUCGAUGCCUACGAUUUGUUGAAUGAAGAAUGCGACCGCGGAGGAAUACUGACGUUCUGCAAGGAUCUCGACCUGGUCCUGGGCUGUGGCAUUGCACAGGGGCUGAUUACGGAACUGUGCGGCCGUCCCGGUAGCGGCAAAACUCAGUUUUGUUUGCAGCUCUCGGUAAACGUUCAAAUACCUCGCCAGUUAGGCGGUCUAGAAGGACGGGUUGCCUAUCUGGACACAAAAUACGGAUUCUCUCCGCAGCGGAUACAAGAAAUGGCAAAAGCCUGCCUCGAUCAUUGCACGAAAAUGCCCUGCUUUUUGCGCAGAAACGACAAACAAGAAAUCAUGGCCGGCUUCACACUGGACUCGGUCGUGAACAAUAUCCUCUACACGCACGUGCGCAACUGUUCCCAUAUUUUGGAGGCAAUCGCCGUGUUGCAGAACAAAUGCUACGCCGGCGAGAAGAUUAGACUGAUCAUAAUUGACUCCCUGUCGUUUGUGGUGCGCAACACGAUACCGCAGACGCUCGAACGAGUGACACGUCUCCACGAAAUACUUACCGAGCUCCACAAGCUAGCCCACCGGUUUGGCUGUGCUGUGGUCGUAACGAACGACGUGACGACGAGGAUUGCGGAUUCUAAGCAGCCGUGUAACGAUAUCCAAAUCGUACCGGCCCUCGGUGGAAGCCACAGCCACAAAAUUAACCAACGCAUCGUACUUGGACGGGAUGAAACGGACGGGCAGCAGCACCUGAACCGCUAUAUUGCAGCGGUCGAGAAGAGUCCCACGACGCCCCAGAUUGCGGUCGCAUUUACCAUCGAAACCGUGGGCAUUCGUAAUGUCCGACGGGGACGAAAGCAAUUGUAG
Messenger RNA from Anopheles bellator, 864 nucleotides. RefSeq names its product DNA repair protein RAD51 homolog 3-like. The transcript has 5 exons. Gene Ontology annotation, cellular component: replication fork; Rad51B-Rad51C-Rad51D-XRCC2 complex; Rad51C-XRCC3 complex. The record is from RefSeq and is a predicted model, not a curated record. Gene Ontology annotation, molecular function: ATP-dependent DNA damage sensor activity; crossover junction DNA endonuclease activity; four-way junction DNA binding. Lineage: Eukaryota; Metazoa; Arthropoda; Insecta; Diptera; Culicidae. Gene Ontology annotation, biological process: reciprocal meiotic recombination; DNA repair; meiotic DNA recombinase assembly. Bases 1 to 864 code for a protein of 287 amino acids.